This is a messenger RNA of Caenorhabditis briggsae, 1584 nucleotides long. The record is from RefSeq and is a predicted model, not a curated record. NCBI's taxonomy places the organism in Eukaryota, Metazoa, Nematoda, Chromadorea, Rhabditida, Rhabditidae. The coding region runs from base 1 to 1584 and encodes 527 amino acids. The transcript is spliced from 6 exons.
AUGAUUCGAGUCAGCGCCAGUAAAUGGAUGCUUCUCGCCCUCCUUUCCGUCAUGGUGACUACGAACUCAGCUGACACAGCUCUCGAAGCCGAACUUGGACAUCCGGAUGUGCAGAACGCUAUUGAAGGGGUCCGUUUUGCCCGAGCAUCGAACGCAAACACGACGAAUGGUACAACAGUUAACAACCCGUCAACGAAAACGAAAAGAGGCAAGGGACAUGCUGGAGGUGCCGGAGUUUCUAAACAACCUUCCAAACCGAGCACGACAGAGCCACCACCAGACACGAACAAUACUAUCACAGUGACAAAUGCAACACCAGCAAUCGUAGAGACUACUAAUGCUACCACGACAACACCCACAACACCCAAAACGACCGAAGCAACAACCCCGACGACUGAAGCUCCUCAAAAAGUGUCAAAGUUAGUCGUAACACCAGCUCCACCACCAACUACAACCUCGGUCCCAACAGUCACGACACUCCUUCCCAACAACAAUAACACAUCACCGACAACUAAUUCUACCCAAAUGGCACCCAACACAUCAGCCACCGAGUCAACAACAUCUUCUAUUGCUUCCCAGACUCCACCGCCAACGCCAGUUUUACCACCAGGAGGCUCUGCUCAAACAUCAACAUCUCCCUCUACAGACGAACAAGACCCAGGCACUGGAGAAUAUGAGCCACCUCACGAAGAUCUCCCAGAUGAUUUCUCGUGUCAAAAUCUGGGAGAGAAGUACAAGGCGUGCGAGUACCUCUGUCAGCAGCUUGCAGGAAUGAAACCAUAUAAAGCGGCUGGAAUGGACUGGCGUUUUUUGCCCGGAGUGUUUUUGAGUGUCGGCUCCUCAGUAGCAAUUAUAAUUCUCUUCGUUCUAACCAAAAAACUGAAUAAUGAACUGGCGGCUCUAAACGAACAAAAACCGACGGCUGCAGAUGAUCCGAACGCAAAGUUGAAGAUCGCUUAUGCUGCUGCUCUGGACGUCAAGGAUCCGAAGAAUCCGGAGAAGAAGGAAGAGAAAAUCCAGGAAGUUCCAUCUCCACCAUCUCUCAAGAACAAUCCGGCUGCUCAGAAGAUGAGGGCAAAGCUUCUCGAAACACAACAAAAUCUUCAAAAGCUCCGGACUCACGCGAAGAAAUGUGUAGAAGAACACAAAAAGGACGCUGCCAGCUCGAAGUUCCAGAAAAAAGGAGCUAUCUACAUUCCUAAUGAACCUGAGAUUCCGCCACCCGCUCCACUGCCGGACAACAUCAUUCUGGACAAUGUUGAAUGGUGCUCGGACUAUAACGAGAUGUAUGUUAUCGGAUCUGACGUUGAUGAUAUCGAGCUGGAUCAGGAUUAUGUGAUGAAUCCCGACUCGUUCACAACGGAUGAUGAUGAGGACAAGAGCAAGAAAAGCCAGAAGAGCAAGAACUCCAAAAAAAGUAAGAAGAGUGUGAAGAGUAAGAAGAGUAAGAAGGAUGUUCCAUCGACUUCUGGUGCUCCAUCAGCUGCUCCUCCACCUUCGACGACAUCUGCUCCUUCAACAUCCACUCCAUCUGUCGACGCCAAACGUGAAUCCAAUCAGAACAAGAGCAAGGAACAACAGUGA